UGGCACGAGGCACGUCACUCUCCUGAUACUCGGAGCAGAAUGGCGGCUGUUUUGGAAUCGUUGCUGCUCAGCAGAGUGGAGCUCAGCGAGGCUGUGCUCUGGCUCAGAGGACAACACGUUUGUGAAUCCCAAAACUUUCCAUUCAAGUUCAGCAAAGAGGAGUUUGUGCCUUUCCUAUUGAAUUUUUUGCGGGAUCAGAGCAGUCAGACUUUGACCCAUGGCCCCACCACACCUGCCAAGACCCCCAGCACCUCCAGAUCUGUCAGGACUCAGGACUCUUUUGUUCGGAGAGGCAACAAAUCCACACCAGUUCAGUCUUCACGCAGUGCCAGUCGAGUCCAGCUCUUCUCUCCUGCCCCAUCUGUGUCCCCGGUGGGCGGGAGGAGUGAGCAGGAGACCCCAUUUACCGGCUCUCAUUGUUUGAGUGGCGUCAGUGCCCUCAGUAGCCCUUCCUUCAGCUCUGUCUGGAGCCCUGCUCCCCGCAACACCCCCUCUGAGCGCCGCUCUGCCCAGCGUCCCAGUCUUGGAGACUUCAUGACAUCACCCCCAGAGACGCACAGAGGCCGCAGGAGGAGUGGGGGGUUUGGGGGGUGUGCGCCCGGCCGUCAGAUGGGAACUCGCGGUGCUGUGUCGGAGGAAGGAGUUCGCUGGGAUGGAGGAGGCAGGAGGAGCAGAGGUGUGGGGAGGAUUGAACCAGUGUCACCCCCAACACAGGUGCAGCUCAACUUCAAUAAUUUGGAAGACUUUCCUCCAGUGGGUGCCGCCCAGUCUUCACCAGUAGCAACCAAACCUUCACGGAGAAUCAACCCAACUCCCGUAAGUGCAGAGCGGCCUCACUCCAAACCUAAGAGCUGCUUCACAUCCACCCCGCUCAGCCUGCCUGCCAGUCCCCCUGCCAUACUAGAGAGCGCUGGGGCCACACUGACCGCUGGCAGUCCUCACAGUCUGCAGGAAGAGAGAGAGUUGCUUAGGAGAGAAAGGUCUAAACUUGCCCAGCAGACCAGCUCCCCACUGAAAACCACCCCUGCCAUCUGUACCCCAACCAAAACUGUGCACAGACAAGGGUCAAAGGUGACCCCUGACCCUCAGUCACCUUGCCCUGAUCCUAACAAAGUGACACAGAAAUCAGAGCUGGAUCUCUUAGCAGAGCUGUAUUGUACCUGCAUUUCAGAGAACCUGGUUCCUUGUGUCUUCCUGGAGCUGUUCUUCGUGCUGCAGCUCUUGACAUCUCGUGACGUGUCUGUCUCUGAAUCUCGGGAGAAAGGAAUCAGUGUCUGUGAAGACAGCCCAGGUGAGUUUGAUUGCACACUAAUGAUGGUCAGUCAGCUCACAGCAGCAGGAAGCCAUUCUCACUUUGCUAGACUCUUCCAGAAGCAGCUGAUCCAGAUGUGCAAAGGCCCUUGUGUGCUGGGCUCCUCCAGUGAUGCCCCUGAUGCUGAUUUGCUCGGCAUGCUGGGAGCAGACAGCCUGGGUCGUCUGAAGCGCCUGCAGCAGCGUCUGGUCCAGCCUCAAGGACUCAUUGGUCCCUGCCCUCCACCGUCCUUUCCUGGUCAUCAGGAGUUCUUCAAAUGCUUCCUUCAAACAGCCAGCUGCUGUCAGCUAAACCAGCAUCUGAAAGAUGGUCUGUGUCAGCAGCUGCUGAAGCUAGAUGAGGUGUCCAUCCUCGGUCCAGAUGCCAGCCCUGCCCGGGGAGAGGAGACAGGUGAUGGAGACAUGGAGCAGCAGGAUGAGAAGCAACGUUUCUCCUCCGUGCUUCUCACGGCUCGACUUCUGGCCAAGUUUUUGGGCUUCAUCUCUUUCCUGCCUUACCAGACCUCUGAGCUGCCAUCAAGAGACAUACAGAAUACUGCGAUCAGUCUGCGGAGCAAGAGCUCUCCAUUGCUGGAUGUGUGUGUGGUGUUGAGGAGUUCAGUGCAUCAGAGACGCACCAUUCUGACAGUGCCCUGGAUAGUGGAGUUCCUGUCCAUGCUGGAUUACGUCGGCCCAUUUCUUCCUUUUUACAGGACUGCUCUGUGCCUUCUGCUCCAGAUCUACAAGAGGAUGGUAUUGGGUCGAGGAGGGGAGCUGUGUUACAUGAAUCAGCUGCUCAUGGUGGCAGUUUUGGGCUGGCUCUUCCAGAAUGAGGUUGACCUGGAACAUGCCUUCUUUCACAACCAGCCCCCAUCUCUCAGACGGACUGUAGAGUUUGUUGCUGAGAGAGUCGGUUCCAACUGCGUCAAACACAUCAAGGCUACGCUUGUGUUGGAGCUCGUGAAGGGUGGAGAGAAAACUCUCAGAGAUAGUUUGGGUUUGGAGGGUGUCGACACGGCCAAGUUAAACGAUUCUAUCUGUGCUCAGCUGUGUGACGCAGGCAUGCAAGCUCUAGAGACACCGGUGGCUGCUAGCCUUGACAUUUAA
Sinocyclocheilus grahami is the source of this 2397-nucleotide messenger RNA. It is a transcript of the gene cdan1, whose product is annotated as codanin 1. Gene Ontology annotation, biological process: chromatin organization. Gene Ontology annotation, cellular component: nucleus. Lineage: Eukaryota; Metazoa; Chordata; Actinopteri; Cypriniformes; Cyprinidae. The transcript has 13 exons. Bases 40 to 2397 code for a protein of 785 amino acids. The record is from RefSeq and is a predicted model, not a curated record.